Molecule: messenger RNA, 1059 nt
Organism: Penicillium argentinense
Lineage: Eukaryota; Fungi; Ascomycota; Eurotiomycetes; Eurotiales; Aspergillaceae
Product: velvet factor family protein
Exons: 4
Coding region: 1-1059 (352 amino acids)
Source: RefSeq, a predicted model, not a curated record
AUGUACGCUAUGGAGCAGGAAAGGGCCCAUCCGGUGCCACCGCCGCCGCCGCCGCUGUCAAUGGACCGCAUCUCUGCCCCGUCCGCCGCCUAUCCUACCCCGGGCUCUGGCCCCCUCUCCUCCGACCACCUCGCGCCGAUCGAGACCGAAUAUGACGGCCGCAAGUGGUCGUUACAGGUCGUGCAACAGCCCAUUCGAGCUCGCAUGUGUGGCUUCGGUGACAAGGACCGAAGACCCAUUACACCACCCCCAUGUAUCCGACUCAUUGUCCGCGAUCUGCAAUCCGGAAAAGAGAUUGAUAUCAAUGAGAUUGACACAUCGUUCUACGUCCUCACUGUUGAUCUUUGGAACGCCGAAGGUACCAGCGAAGUGAAUCUGGUCAAGCAUUCCGCCACCUCGCCCUCCAUCUCGACUGCCAUGUCUUCUUCCUAUCCUCCCCCGCCCUCGAGUCUCUCCCCUACCUAUCCUGCCUACGGGCAAAAUCCCUAUGGCCCACCGGUCGGCUAUCCCGGGAUGAACAGCUACUACGGCAAUCAACAGAUGUAUCAAAAUCCCUAUGGGCAACCAGUCAACUAUCCGCAAUACGGCUAUCCUCCUGGGAGCCAGAUGCCUACCGCCAUGUCGCCGGCCGCGCCUGUCUCAGGCGCCCAGGGAGGAAUGUUCACGCGCAACCUGAUCGGCAGCCUGAGUGCCAGUGCUUUCCGGUUGACCGACCCUGAGAAUAAGAUUGGCGUAUGGUUCAUUCUGCAGGAUUUGAGUGUGCGGACCGAAGGCACUUUCCGCCUCAAAAUGAGCUUCGUGAACGUCGGAACUCAAUCAACCGAGACGAGCAAUGGUGCCCCCGUUAUCAACCACGGCGCCGCGCCUGUCCUGGCCUCCGUCUUCAGUGAUCCUUUCCAAGUGUUCUCGGCCAAGAAAUUCCCCGGUGUCAUCGAGAGCACACAACUCAGCAAGUGCUUCGCGUUGCAGGGCAUCAAAAUCCCCAUCCGAAAAGAUGGAGUCAAGGGCCCUCGCGGCCGAGGUGGAGACGGAGACGAUGACGAUGGUGAUGACUAUUAA